UUCCACUAGCGGGGAGCAGGAAACCCGGCGCAGCCGGGCGCAGCGGGCCGCGAUGCAGCAGCAGCAGGAGUCGCCCCGGGGCAGCAGCGGCAGAAGCAGCAGAAGCAGCAGCGGGCGGCGCUGAGCCGCCGCGGCCGCCGCUACUGAGGAAGAAGCCGGACCAGCCGCCGCCGAGUCCCGACACCCGCGCCCACAUCCCGGCGUCCCGAUUCCCGCGCCCCGGUCCCGGCUCCCCGACCCCCGCGUCAGCCUCCGCUAACUUUCACGCUGCCUCGGCGGCCCGGCCCGGCUCGACGCCAAUGGUGGAGGCCAUAGUGGAGUUUGACUACCAGGCCCAGCACGACGAUGAGCUGACGAUCAGCGUGGGUGAAAUCAUCACCAACAUCAGGAAGGAGGAUGGAGGCUGGUGGGAGGGACAGGUCAAUGGCAGGAGAGGUUUGUUCCCUGACAACUUUGUAAGAGAAAUAAAGAAAGAGAUGAAGAAAGACCCUCUCUCCAGCAAAGCUCCAGAAAAACCCAUGCACGAAGUAUCCAGUGCAAAUGCUUUGCUGUCUUCUGAAACAAUUCUAAGAACCAACAAGAGAGGCGAGCGACGGAGGCGCCGGUGCCAGGUGGCGUUCAGCUACCUGCCCCAGAACGAUGAUGAGCUUGAGCUGAAAGUUGGCGACAUCAUAGAGGUGGUGGGAGAGGUAGAAGAAGGAUGGUGGGAAGGUGUUCUCAAUGGAAAGACUGGAAUGUUUCCUUCCAACUUCAUCCAGGAGCUUUCGGGGGAGUCAGAUGACCUUGGCAUUUCCCAGGAUGAGCAGCUGUCCAAGUCAAGUUUAAGGGAAACCACAGGCUCCGAGAGUGACGGGGGUGACUCGAGCAGUACCAAAUCCGAGGGUGCCAACGGGACAGUCGCAACGGCCGCAAUCCAGCCGAAGAAAGUUAAGGGAGUGGGCUUUGGAGAUAUUUUCAAAGACAAGCCAAUAAAACUAAGACCAAGGUCGAUCGAGGUAGAAAAUGACUUUCUGCCGGUGGAAAAGACUAUUGGCAAGAAGUUACCUCCAACUGCAGCAACUCCAGACUCGUCAAAACCAGAAAUGGACAGCAGGACAAAGACCAAGGAUUACUGCAAAGUAAUAUUUCCAUAUGAGGCACAGAACGACGAUGAAUUGACAAUCAAAGAAGGAGAUAUAGUCACUCUCGUCAAUAAGGACUGCAUCGACGUAGGCUGGUGGGAAGGAGAGCUCAACGGCAGACGAGGAGUGUUCCCUGACAACUUCGUGAAGUUACUUCCGCCCGACUUUGAAAAGGAGGGGAAUAGACCCAAGAAGCCACCUCCUCCGUCAGCUCCCAUCAUCAAGCAAGGGGCAGGUACCAUUGAAAGAAAACAUGAAAUUAAAAAGAUACCUCCUGAAAGACCAGAAACGCUUCCGAACAGAACAGAAGAAAAAGAAAGACCAGAGAGAGAGCCAAAACUGGAUUUACAGAAGCCUUCUGUUCCCGCCAUACCGCCCAAAAAGCCGCGGCCACCCAAGACCAACUCUCUCAGCAGACCAGGCGCGCUGCCCCCGAGGCGGCCGGAGCGACCAGUGGGUCCCCUGACCCACACCAGGGGUGACGGUCCAAAGAUCGACUUGGUGGGCAGUUCUAUAUCCGGCAUCCUGGACAAGGACCUCUCGGACCGCAGCAAUGACAUCGACCUAGAAGGUUUUGACUCCGUGGUAUCAUCUACUGAGAAACUCAGUCACCCAACCACAAGCAGACCAAAAGCCACAGGGAGGCGGCCUCCGUCCCAGUCCCUGACGUCCUCUUCCCUUUCAAGCCCUGAUAUCUUUGACUCCCCAAGUCCCGAAGAAGAUAAAGAAGAACACGUUUCUCUUGCACACAGAGGAGUGGACGCGUCAAAGAAAACUUCAAAGACUGUUACCAUAUCCCAAGUGUCCGACAACAAAGCCUCCCUGCCGCCCAAGCCAGGGACCAUGGCUGCGGGCGGCGGUGGGCUGGCCCCUCUGUCCUCAGCAGCAUCCUCCCCCCUGUCGUCCUCUUUGGGAACAGUUGGACACAGAGCCAACUCCCCGUCUCUGUUCGGCACGGAAGGAAAACCAAAGAUGGAGCCUGUGGCCAGCAGCCAGGCGGCCGUAGAGGAGCUGAGGACGCAGGUCCGGGAGCUGAGGAGCAUCAUCGAGACCAUGAAGGACCAGCAGAAACGAGAGAUUAAGCAGUUACUGUCAGAGUUGGAUGAAGAGAAGAAAAUCCGGCUUCGGUUGCAGAUGGAAGUUAAUGACAUAAAGAAAGCUCUUCAAUCAAAAUGAAUACUUGAUAAAUGAAAUGUCACAUUAUUCAUCCCGAGUCUAAGACUCACAUUUUCCGCCCCAGCCAAAAUAACCUUGUGCCAAAAGAUUAAAGGUUUGCCUCAACAUGUCCCUGUUUGAAAGAUUAGCACAAAAGUCUUGAUAGCACAACACAAAUUCCAUCCAAGAGGAGACUCUUCCCCAUGGUAUAGUCCUGGGUCUGGCACUGGUUGUGACUUAAACAGAGCAAAUUGUGCUAAAGGCUUUUUUACUAUGAGAUCUCACGUGAAACGAAAACUCAGGCAGUUUAGUCCAUAGUGGUACUAUUUUGAUGAUAUUUUCCAUUAAUAAAAUGUAAUUUUAGAUUCUUCGUUUACAAGCUUUAUAAUUUUAUGAUUUUUUUAAAUCGUGUUUUGCCACAGAUUCCCCCCGUGUUUGUAUUACACAUAGUCUGGAGCGAGCAUCCCAUUCUUUUGCUUUAGGCGGAAUGCUGCCUCGCUCUGUGUCCCCCUCAAGGAGCCUAUUACAUAUGCAAUUUUAGGUCCAACCUGUCCCUUCUCCUGCCAGCAAACCCCACCACCCUAAGAUAAAUUUUAGCUUAUAUAUGAUGGUAUAUUUACAAAACGAGAAAGAGAAAAUCUGGUAUUUGCAAUGAUCUGUGCCUUCUUUUUACCACCCUCUUGAUUGGAGCUUUUGUGAUGCAGCUACCAUGAUUUAAAAAACACACACACAUUUUUGUUUAGCCACUUAUCCAAGUCCACUAGAGGCCACUGUCUUCAAAGCUUCUCUCGCCUAACCAAAGGUCCUAAGAGGAGACAGCUGUGAAGUUGGGCGUGCUCUUUGGUACCAGCUGUGACUUUUAAGUUCUCCUAGUUUUAGGUUGUUCAUGAACUAGAAAUGUCACCCCUGCUUGAUUUUUCAUCAGCCAAGUUAAACCCCUGCUUCCUGUCCUUUGCACCUUUUGAGUGAACAGAAUAUGCAUUAUUAAAGCAAAAAUAAAUAAAAGUAAAAUGCAAAUGAAAAC
Molecule: messenger RNA, 3300 nt
Organism: Hippopotamus amphibius kiboko
Lineage: Eukaryota; Metazoa; Chordata; Mammalia; Artiodactyla; Hippopotamidae
Gene: SH3KBP1
Product: SH3 domain containing kinase binding protein 1
Exons: 18
Coding region: 300-2297 (665 amino acids)
Molecular function (GO): protein binding
Source: RefSeq, a predicted model, not a curated record